Caenorhabditis elegans is the source of this 915-nucleotide messenger RNA. It is a transcript of the gene srg-40, whose product is annotated as Serpentine receptor class gamma. Gene Ontology annotation, biological process: sensory perception of chemical stimulus. The coding region runs from base 1 to 915 and encodes 304 amino acids. Gene Ontology annotation, molecular function: transmembrane signaling receptor activity. NCBI's taxonomy places the organism in Eukaryota, Metazoa, Nematoda, Chromadorea, Rhabditida, Rhabditidae. The transcript is spliced from 5 exons. Gene Ontology annotation, cellular component: membrane. The record is from RefSeq and is marked reviewed.
AUGAUUCUCUGGCCUUGGAUAAUCUUCAUCGUCUACCUCUCUUAUGGAAUCCCUUCUUUAAUUCUGUACAUUAUGACGUUCUAUAUAAUUGUUCGACACUGGAAAGAGUUUGAUUCCUCGUUUUUCCAACUUUACAUGCUUGAUGGAUUCAUGAACCUUCUCACUUUUUUCAUAAACUACAUCAAAGCGAGAUUUCCCACCCUCACGUGUCACGAAUGCAUAUUGGCUCCAAUAUAUCGGAACAUAGAUAACUUUUAUAUCCUUGAGUUUAUCAUGACAAUGAACUUUCACAUGGCUUACGUACAAUAUGCUAUUACUGCUUUGAUAGCUUUAAACCGAUUUUCUAUUAUCUGUAACUACCUUUUUUUUGAGCCUAUUUGGAAAAAAUUAUCUUGGAUUUUGAUAGUUUUAGCUUAUAUUCUACCAUUUAUGAGCUCACGUGUAGUUUGGGAUUACCCAAUGAGAGUCGAAUAUGUGGAUGAAACGGACAGUUAUGCAUUUACUACAGCUAUGCCAAUUGAUAAAGUCUUCGAUUACUUGAUUCCAUUCAUGAUUACAACUACUUGCGUGUCCGUCUUCGUGAAUGUCACUAGCAUAGCAAUAGUCAACCAAAUGAACGUUCAAGUUCGACAAGAAGUUGAAUACAAUUUCAUUCGAAUUGCUUUUAUUACAUGUCUGGUCCAAGCAUGUGGAACUGCUUUGAGUGUGAUCCGAUACUACAACAUGAACACUUCAAUGGCAGUGACGCUCGCAAAUUUCAUUCCGUUUAUCAGUGACGGGCUAAGUCUAGUCCAACCAUGGUUACUCGUCACCUUCAGUAAUGUCAUGAGAAAAAAGAUCACUGAAACCGUGCGUCGAAACCAAAAAACGCCUCUUGUAACAUCUGUUGUACCAAUCCGAUCAGCAGCCCGCUGA